Molecule: messenger RNA, 2007 nt
Organism: Lucilia sericata (common green bottle fly)
Lineage: Eukaryota; Metazoa; Arthropoda; Insecta; Diptera; Calliphoridae
Exons: 3
Coding region: 1-2007 (668 amino acids)
Biological process (GO): DNA integration
Molecular function (GO): nucleic acid binding
Source: RefSeq, a predicted model, not a curated record
AUGUCAACAUUUGAUCCUCUUGGGUUUUUAAGUUAUGUUAUUGUUGGUGGAAAAUUAAUUUUACGCGAGCUUUGGAGACGUGAUUUUCGAUGCUAUUUUUCAGCAGGGUUGCCGGAUAGUCUUAAUCUUCACAUCUUUGUUGACGCUAGUGAGGACUCCUUUGCUGCCGUCGCAUACUGGAGGUGGAUUUCUGAUGAUGGUAAAAUAGGUACUAGUUUUGUGACAUCUAAAACAAAAUGUGCCCCUUUGAAAAGAGUAACCAUUCCACGCUUGGAGCUGCAGGCAGCAGUACUGGGAACCCGAUUAAUGCAAACAAUUUUAGAUGGUCACGGAUUUACACCUGAAAAAUGUAUCUUAUGGAGUGAUUCCAAAACAGUUUUAAAAUGGAUUGCUAGUAGUCAUCAUCGAUACAAGCCAUAUGUAGCACAUCGAAUUGCUGAAAUUUUGGCCUCCACCGAAACUGAUAGCUGGAAGUGGGUUUCAACCCAUGAUAACGUCGCUGACGAUGCAACAAGAGCGUUUAACAACAUUGACUUUUCCUCCUCUACACGUUGGCUUACUGGGCCGGAAUUCCUUUUGCGUAACGAAGAUGAAUGGCCAAACAAUUAUAAAGCUGAUGAUUCAAAUCAUGAAGACGAGGAAGAGCUUCGCCCUAAAAUUUCUUUAAUAAAGAGAACAACCGCAUGGGCUUUACGUUUUAUAAAUCGAUGUCGUAAAAAAGAAGUCGAUGUACAAUAUUAUUGUUUAACUGCUAGUGAACUUGAGUCAGCUGAGCAAUUGCUGUGUUUACUGAUACAAAAAGAGCGUUUUUCAACUGAAGUCCAUUGCAUUAAAAAUAAUCAAUCCUUUCCGAAAAACAGUAAUUUAGUGCAGAUGACACCUUAUAUUGACGAAAAUGGUUUGCUGCGUCUGUAUGGUAGAAUUGAUGCAGCCAUCUUCUUGCCUUAUAGUUCAAGACGACCAGUGAUAUUACCAUAUGAUCAUUCCUAUACAACUCUUGUAGUUCAUCACUAUCACUGCCAAAUGAAAGAUCAAAAUCACGAGGCGACAAUAUGUGAAAUACGUAAGAAAUACUGGAUUCCUCAAGUUAGACGUCUGCUGCGGAAAGUUAUUUCAAGUUGCAUGCUAUGCAGGUACAGUAAGGCUACCCCACGUAUACCAAUUAUGGGUCCACUUCCUAUUGACCGACUCGCGCCGAACGUCAGACCAUUUAAAUACACUGGUCUGGACUAUUUUGGCCCUUUGACUGUAGCUAUUGGCAGGCGUUCUGAAAAAAGAUGGGUAGCACUCUUUACUUGCCUUACAAUUCGGGCUAUACAUUUGGAAGUAGCCCAUGACUUGUCAACCGACUCCUGCAUUAUUGCUAUGAGGAAUUUCAUGAAUUGCAGGGGUGUCCCAGUACGAUUGCGUUCUGACAACGGAAAAAAUUUCAUUGGUGCUAAUGAAGAGGCUAAACGUUUUACAGAAGUUUUUGAAGCCGAACGAAUACAAAAUGAGCUGUCUGGUAAGGGUGUUGAGUGGGUCUUUAAUUGCCCAAUAAAUACGUCUGAGGGUGGAAUAUGGGAAAGAAUGGUCCAGUGUGUUAAGAAAGUACUCCGGAAAACUUUAAAAGACGUUUCGCCUAAAGAACAUGUUUUGCAGUCCCUUUUAUUAGAAGCAGAAAACAUUGUCAAUUCACGCCCAUUAACUCAUUUGCCAAUAAGCCCAGACGAAGAAGAACCCCUCACGCCAAAUCACUUCCUUGUUGGUUAUGGAAAUGUGGCUCAAACUCCACCAGCUGAUGAGGCAGAUAGUAAGCUCUGUAGUCUUAGAAAACAGUGGCGUAUUGCAAGGAGUCUUCGUGACAGAUUUUGGAAACGUUGGGUACUCGAGUAUUUGCCAACAUUAACAAGAAGAGUUAAAUGGUGUGAAAGAACAACUCCAUUAAAAGAUGGCGACAUGGUAUUUAUAUGUGAUCCAAAUCUUCCCAACAGUCAAUGGCGACGUGGCAUAGUAAUUCGUGUGUAA